AUGUGCGCCGCAGUUGCUUGGCGGGAGGCGCGGGAACGUCUCGCUCAAGCUGGCUGGUACCAAUCGAGCUACAUCAUGCUACCCAACCAGGCCCCUUCCAUUCGCUCGCCCUUUAUCGAGUCCCUCCCUACAGAGACCAUGCUCAACGUGUUCGAUUACCUUCAUACAGAAGAAAAACUGCUCCCAGAGCGCGAUGGCAAGGUUUCCGCCCGUUCUGCUUUCUUCCCUUUCGGUGUCGCUACUGUUUGCCAUCGGUGGCGGGACAUCUUGGGUCUGAAGGCUGUGUAUUGGGACUGCGUGGCCAUUAUGCUGGAACUCUGUCCCGACGCGUCUGUCCUGAGGGUCUGUCUGGACGCAUUCAAGCAGCUGAAGACCAUCAAGUUGUACCUUGUCUACGGCGAUAGGGUCGAUAUCAGCGUUUCGACAGAGAACGCUCGUUGUAGUUCGCUAAUACGACUUCUUGCUCCCCACUUGUCUAAAUGCGAGGUCAUCUCCGUUGAUGUUCGGUAUCGCUCUACCAUCGUGGCAGCUACUCGGAUUCUGGACAGUCUCGACGCUCGCAAUCUCGUCGAAUUAUCACUGGAGUCCGAAGUCACUGAUUCGACCAACGAGGCGCUCUUCACGAACUUUAUCUCUCCAAAGCUUCGUACACUAUCCAUGGAUGCCAAAACUUUCCUCGCGUUUUCGAAAGCUGGAAAGCGAAAAGAAACGGGCGUCAGGAUCAAGUAUGUGCGGUAUCUCCAUGUCACCUCCUAUCAUCCUAAGGAUAAAUCUCCCCACUUGGAGCGGUCUCAGCUUAUCUCUGCUAUUGUUCGUUUCACCAAGACCUAUGGGCUCGUGUGUCAACUUUACGUCAGAGACGUUAUAUUCAACCCGCACGAAACUAGGCAGCCCGGAGUUAUCGAGAUGGUCGACGACGUAAGCUUCGCCGCUGUGGACGGAAGAUUUUUACGCGAAUUUCUUAGCCACUUCAUCCCCGCUUCCUACUCCCAAGGGCGAGAGAGCACCUUGUCGCUCGCCCGCUGCCACAUUGUGUCUCCGGUUUUCAUCCGUUUCAUCGCCGAUAUCUAUCUGACAGAAAUAGACGACAGCGCCACCAUCCUGCACCUGCUCAAGCACUGGAGUGGCCUCUCCGUUCAAAUCUAUGAUUGCCCUGGGUUUACCGACAAUGUUCUGGAUGUGAUGGCCCGCGAAUAUCUUUGUGGUGGCGCCUCCAUGUUCAUAUUCAAGAACUGUUCGAUCUCGGUCUCGGGUGCUCGUAGGUUCGUAUCCUCUAUGAGACCCGGUGGUAACUUUGAGGAGCUACAUGUCAUGGGGGCACCAGAUAUGACCGACGAGGACAAGUAUUGGUUCAGAGAUAGAGUUCCAGAUGAUUUAACAUGGAACGGGGAAGUCCUUAAAGGCGAGGGCUUGAUGGACGAGUUCCUUGAUGAUAACUAG
Messenger RNA from Coniophora puteana RWD-64-598 SS2, 1440 nucleotides. RefSeq lists its product as uncharacterized. NCBI's taxonomy places the organism in Eukaryota, Fungi, Basidiomycota, Agaricomycetes, Boletales, Coniophoraceae. The coding region runs from base 1 to 1440 and encodes 479 amino acids. The record is from RefSeq and is a predicted model, not a curated record. The transcript is spliced from 2 exons.